UCAUGCACACACUAUACCGUAGUUUCUGCACGCAUAGCGCGGUCACAGCUCCGCCAAGGUCCCGAGGUCCAGUGGCUAGCUGGUUGCGCUUGCCUUAGGCGAAAUCGCCCUGGUGGUGGUGAAAGCCAAAGCGGUGGCACGGCCACAGGGGGUCAAAACUAGCGAAAAGGCUGCAGUUAGGCCGCUUUCACUGUUUCGUUUAUUUGAGUAUAUAGGGCUGGGUGUGCCCGCGUAUUUUGGGUUCUUCUCCCCUUUGACGACUAUUUCCACGGUACUGCUUGGUCUCUCUGGGUUCGAGUGCUGUUUACUCUCUUCGCAAUUGACGAUUCACGACCAUAUCCAUUCCAAGCGGUUCGCGCUACGCUCCACGACUCCACCCGGCCCGAAGUUGACUUGAACUUGAAGCAAGUGGUUUAUUUGCGAGAGGAAAAAUUAUGGAAGAGGCCAUGGAAUAUUCUCCCGCGCUUUCGGUCAACAGCGACCUCACAGAUGAAGAGCUGGACAAGUACUUUGCGAGCUGUGUUCCCCUCUCGAAUCUGCCUACCCCUCCGCCAGCAAAGGAGCACGCCAUAGCCAAUAACCGCGUAUCAACACCAUCAACAUCGCCAUCACAAACGCCUUCGCAUACACACGACACGUCGACGUCACCCGAACUACAAGUAUACGCAACCCAUCUCGCCAACCUCGUCCCGCUCAAUGUCUCCACCCACCGCCCCAAGGCAUCCGUGAUUUAUGGCUUCUUGGAACGGGCGUCUUUGCCGGAUGAGAUUGUGGCCUUUAGUGCAUGCAUACUGGAUGCAUUGUCGAGUCGGUUCGCGGCGACAUGGCGAGACGCUCUGGCCCCUUGCGACUACGCACGGGACCUGAGAAACUUCCUCCGGACAGACUGUAGGCGGAGCGUGCAUGUCAGUCCCAACAUCAUCGUCCUUGCUGCGCUCUCCCUUGCCCAUGGCUUCCUAGUGGAUCGGUUGCGGUCGUCGCAGCAUUGGGCCGUACGAGAGGGCGACGGCAUGUUUACCGUGCAGGAGAUUGAGGCUACGAAGAGGACGAUGCUGCAGGACGUGGACUAUGGCCUUUUCCGCAUCUCGGAGGAUCGGGUGAUGCGGCGACUGAGGGCUAUGCAGCUCGCGGCUACGGUGCAGGCUACCUCUACCUCUUCGCUUUUGGCUAGAGAUGGGUGUGGUGCUGGGAAGCAGAGUCGUGCGCGGAACCUGUCCUUGAGCCUUGCGGGCACGUCCAUCUGGAGUCAUGGCCUGUACACUCCGGAGCCGAGCCCAUGAGCGGCGAAGUGUUUUGUUGCAUCUCAAGCGUUCUCUCCAGCGGUCUUCUCGUUACGAUACCCCACAUCUUCCGUUGUUUACGCUCCUCGAUUGUCGAGCAUUAUUCCUUUUUCUCACGGCGUACGUGUGGUGUAAUCUGUCUACGGAUUCUGGGCAUAGGUCUUGUCUCUGGAUGGCCUCGUAUCGUGGUCUAUCAGCAUUGUUUGCGUAAUACCCUAUUUGGACCUUGGAGUACAUGUAGGAGCGUGUGGCUUUGUGCGCGGCCUCAUUACUGCGGUGAGAUGGCACUGGCAUUUGCAUAAUAGUACAAGUAGCGCUAAUAUGAGUCCAUGUCGACUUUAUCAUGCCC
Messenger RNA from Cucurbitaria berberidis CBS 394.84, 1629 nucleotides. RefSeq lists its product as uncharacterized. NCBI's taxonomy places the organism in Eukaryota, Fungi, Ascomycota, Dothideomycetes, Pleosporales, Cucurbitariaceae. Bases 435 to 1280 code for a protein of 281 amino acids. The transcript has 2 exons. The record is from RefSeq and is a predicted model, not a curated record.